AAAAAAAAAAGGGUGGAAACCUCAUGGCCAAGUUGUAGAAAAAAUAACUGAAAUGUGCCUGUCCUGGGGCGGGAGUCCCUCCCCUCGGCCAGUCGCGCGGAGCAAGCAGCGCCCCAGGUGCAGAACUCGCGUGGUCCGGGCGCCUUGGGAACCCCCGCCGCCGCGUAUCGUCCUAGGCAGGUCGCCACCGCUGCGCCCACCCAGAAGGCGAUGAGCAGCCCCAACGACACGUCCCUGUCCCCGAACCCCGAGCCUAAACCAGGGAUGUCAUAUGGAGUAAUGGACUUUGCCAUCAUUGCAGCUGUGAUUGCAGCAGUGGCCUUGGUCCUGGUCUGCCUCCUCUUCAUCAUGCUUCGCUACCUGUACCGGCACAAGGGUACCUACCACACCAACGAGGCCAAAGGCACAGAGUUUGCAGAAAGUGCCGAUGCAGCCCUGCAGAGUGACCCAGCCCUCCAGGAUGCUGGUGACAACAGCAAGAAGGAGUACUUUAUCUGAGGGGCAGCAGACUUCACCUCCCUGAAGUCUGCCUCUGGCUACAGGAGACAAAGUACACCCACUACCUGCCACCAUUACCAGCCCUGAGGAAGCCCUGAAGGGUACCCCAAGACUCACACUGUAGAACACUGGGUACCUGCCAGGGAGCAGAUGCAGGUAUGAGGGCUCAAGAUGCAGGGCACCUCUCCUAGGGAUAGGGACUCAAAUGGCCACCCACAGGCCAGCUUUGGCUCUGCCAGGAAGAGAGAACAUCUGGACAUACAAGUCUCCUUGAGCAAUACAGAUGUCAUCUCACCAGCAUGAAAGCCCUCCAGGAUGAGGGUGGGGGUGGGCCUGGAAGUAGGGAUGCAUGGAAGGGAGACAUCCAUAAACUAACUGGGGAUAAUGGCAUCAAAUGUCAGUCCUUGACAUUUGGGGAAACAGCAGGUUCCAGAGGUAAAAGGCAUCUUUGUCUCACAUUGAUCCAGCUCAAAAUGAUUACAAAUAAAUUUGAAAUGUAACCAAGU
Nannospalax galili (Upper Galilee mountains blind mole rat) is the source of this 1004-nucleotide messenger RNA. RefSeq names its product glycophorin C (Gerbich blood group) (gene Gypc). The record is from RefSeq and is a predicted model, not a curated record. Gene Ontology annotation, cellular component: cortical cytoskeleton; membrane. The transcript is spliced from 3 exons. NCBI's taxonomy places the organism in Eukaryota, Metazoa, Chordata, Mammalia, Rodentia, Spalacidae. The coding region runs from base 211 to 498 and encodes 95 amino acids.